This is a messenger RNA of Motacilla alba alba, 1432 nucleotides long. RefSeq names its product RAB15, member RAS oncogene family (gene RAB15). NCBI's taxonomy places the organism in Eukaryota, Metazoa, Chordata, Aves, Passeriformes, Motacillidae. Gene Ontology annotation, molecular function: GTPase activity; GTP binding. The coding region runs from base 342 to 839 and encodes 165 amino acids. The record is from RefSeq and is a predicted model, not a curated record. The transcript is spliced from 7 exons. Gene Ontology annotation, biological process: Rab protein signal transduction.
CCGCGGCGGCGGGAGCGGGGAAACGGGGAACCGGGAGCAUCGGGGAAGCGGGAGCAGUGGGGAGGCGCAGCACCGGGGAAACGGGAGCAUCGGGGAACCGGGCAACCGGGAAGACUGGGAGCCGCAGCACCGUGGAAACGGGAAGCCAGAGGACUGGGAACACCGGGGAAACGGGGAGCCGCGGCACCGGGGAAACGUGAAACCGGGAGCAUCAAGGAAUCGGGAGCAAUGGGGAGGCGCAGCACCGGGUAACCGGGAGCACUGGGAGCAGCAUUACCGGGGAAAAGGGAAACCGGGGAAACGGGGAGCCGAGGGCACCAGGAAACCGUGUCGACUUCAAGAUGAAGACCAUCGAAGUGGACGGGAUCAAGGUGCGGAUACAGAUCUGGGACACAGCCGGCCAGGAGCGGUACCAGACCAUCACCAAGCAGUACUACCGGCGGGCUCAGGGCAUUUUCCUGGUGUACGACAUCAGCAGCGAGCGCUCCUACCAGCACAUCGUGAAGUGGGCCAGCGACGUGGAUGAGUACGCACCCGAUGGCGUCCAGAAAAUCCUCAUUGGGAACAAGGCGGACGAGGAGCACAAGAGGCAAGUGCCCAAAGAGCAAGGGCUGCAGCUGGCCAGGGAAUACGGGAUGGAUUUCUACGAGACCAGUGCCUGCAGCAACCUCAACAUCAAGGAGUCCUUCACACGGCUGACGGAGCUGGUGCUGCAGGCGCACCGCAAGGAGCUGGACGAGCUGCGGGGGCUGCCCCGCGCCCCCACCCUGGCCCGGCUGGAGGAGGACGAGCAGCAGCCCCUAGGGAGCGAGGACACCCCCAAAACCUGCUGGUGUUGAAGGCUGGGACCCCCCGACCCCUCCUCCCCGGGCUGUGUCAGGGGGCAUGGUAGGGGCAGGAUUGAGGCAACCCCCAUAGAGUGGGGGGCAACAUGGGACACCCCCAGGGACAGGGAAUGUGGCAAGGGGGGCCCCCCAUCCUGACACCUGUGCCCUCCUCGGCUUGCGGGUAGGGUGGGGGCUGUCCAGGCACUGUGUGCCCACCCUGUGCCACCCUGUGCCCUUGGGACCCCCGGUUUUACACAGUGGUUUGCAGAAUAAAGGUGAUGCUGGAGGGGCUGGUGGUCCGUGUGCUCCAGGGGGGCUGUGGGCAUGGUGCCAUGGUGGCAGGCACAGCCUGAGCAUGGACACCCGAGCGGUGAUCAAUAAUUGAGGGUGAUCUGGGGCUGCCAGCAUGGUGUCCCCUUUCCAGGUUGGGCACAGGGACAUGGGGCAUGGUGCCCAUGGAGUGCCAUGGCCACCACCAUGGCCUGCCAGGCUACCAGCUCAGCCCCAGCUGUGGGAACAGGGACAGAAAACUUGGUGGUGCCACUGGGAUGAGCCAGCAGCGGGAUGGUGGUGGGCUGGGAUGGGUGGUUACUGAGAUGAUGGUG